UAGACAGACCCCAACAACAGUACAUCCACGACCAUGUGCGGGUCAAUCGAUAUUCCAUCCUGCCAUGUACAGUAGACAGCAUAUGCUUCUCUUCUCUUUCUUCUUCACAAACCACCUCUGACCUACCUUUUGUCGCUCUGCCCUCCCUGCUUAUCUCCAACUUCCACUUUCAUACCAAGAAGCCUCUUCAAACAAUACUGAUCAUGAAUUCUGAGCGACCCACUGUCCUGAUCUCCACAGGCUCUGCUGCCGGCUCUUUAGCCGAAGUAUCCGGAACUUCUGUGACGAAAGGAUCGCAAAGGGCUUGCCUUUCAGCGCUGCCCUCGCCACCGCUGUCCCCACAGCAGAAUCAGGAUGUGUUUGCGAACCUGCUUCGCACCAAUCCCUAUAGCAUGUUCGAGUCGGCCAGCGAUCCUGCUGCAGCUUACAAGUGUCCCGAGGACGAUGCCAAGGACGACGAAAGCGACCAUGGUUACCCUUACCAUCAGCAGUGGGCGCUGCAAGAACGAGAAGACCAACCAAGCCAGACAUCAAUGUCAAUAGCAUUGACAAGCAGAGACACAAACGUACCCGAUAUUAUCAUACCAACGCGAGAAUGGAUUCAGAUGCACAGUCGUAUCAGUUCUUUGGAGACAGAGAUCGCUUAUGUUACACGGACGAACCAGCUGCUGAACCAAGAACUGGACAAAGUCAAUGGCUAUGUACAGAAAUUAACGAGUCAGGAUGGCGAGGGAUGGAAGAGGGAAUACGAGUUUCUAGUUCAACAGGUGGAUUUGAUGCACCGGCAGUUGCAAUUUGCGUAUAGCCAAAUGGGCCAUGAUCAAAGCAAUGGAGUCGCUGGUCUGCAGGAACGACAGUCACGCGUAGAAGCAGAGGCGCAACCGGACGUGACGAGACAGCUCCGUGAAGAGGUCAAGGAACUCACGGGUUCGCUCAAGAACUGGCAGGUCGCACUUCACAAAGCAGAAGAGAACUAUCGCCGCAAGUGUGAGGGCGAACGCGUCCUUAAGCAAACGCUGCGAGAGCGCGAGAUGCAGCUGUCUGGUCUGGUUGAAAAGAUGAAUGGAUACGACAGUGAGUUCCACAAAUCAAUCACCAACUACGACGAGCUGUUGCGAUUGUCAUCAAGGCUGAGGGUUCUUGAGGAGAAGCAAAGCAUGACGGCCGGUAGUAUCAGUUCCUCAACGCCAUCUGUCGAUGGUAGCGCCGCAGACCUGACGGACGAUCACAUGCCCGGCGUCUUUCCUGAAAAACUGACUCAGCCAUCUGCGGCGAUCAAUGUUAGUCAGCUUUCGGUAUCCAUGCUCUCUUGGGCCGCUCUUCUUGCCUCCUACAUGCUUUCCUAAUAUACCACUAUCAGCAGCUGUAGUCGCUUUGUAUUUAUAUCCUGCACAAAAAAAAAAAAAAAUACAGAGCAAAAUACUCAUAAUCAUUGGCAAUGCUUCUCACGCCGCUUUGAGCGAUAAUAAGAAUAAAUGAAAUGCAAAGUGAGA
Messenger RNA from Gamsiella multidivaricata, 1493 nucleotides. RefSeq lists its product as uncharacterized. The coding region runs from base 204 to 1346 and encodes 380 amino acids. The transcript is spliced from 3 exons. NCBI's taxonomy places the organism in Eukaryota, Fungi, Mortierellomycota, Mortierellomycetes, Mortierellales, Mortierellaceae. The record is from RefSeq and is a predicted model, not a curated record.